AUGACAAAUAGUACGACGGCAACGGCAUUGCAUCCAUUAGUCCAGUGGGCUCAGCGUGAUAAAUUACUUUAUUUGACUGUUGAAAUUGAUAAUGUGGCCGAUCUCCAAAUCACUGAAAAUUCUCUUCAUGUCAAGGGCACACAUGGUGGUAGCAAGGCUCUUUACGAAGCAAAUUUGGAUUUUUAUGCGGGAGUAAAGACAGACUACCGUAAAAUUGCUAACGACAGACAUUUGGAAUUGGUUAUUAACAAGGAAACACCAAACUGGUGGCCACGAUUAUCGAAGAGUACUGCUAAGCUCCCAUGGGUGAAGGUUGAUUUCAAUAAGUGGAAGGAUGAAGACGAGGAUGAGGAUGAUAUGAAUGGUGGUGAUCUCGAUUUCCAAAAUUAUAUGUCGAAGCUGGGAGCAGGUGGUGCAGGUGCGCCAAAUCUGGAUGAUUUUGAUGAUGAUGACGACGAUAAAGAUGAUGAUGACGAUAUGCCAGUCUUAGAAGAUGCUGGUGAUAAGGACAAUGUUGACGAUGACGGAGCAAACACAGGAGCUGCAACAGAAGAAGAAAAGAAAGAUAAGGUUGAAGCAGGUGAUAAGAAAGAAGGAGUUGUAGAACAUUCAUAA
Messenger RNA from Acanthocheilonema viteae, 615 nucleotides. The record is from the annotation of a GenBank genome assembly. Lineage: Eukaryota; Metazoa; Nematoda; Chromadorea; Rhabditida; Onchocercidae.